Molecule: messenger RNA, 6026 nt
Organism: Hevea brasiliensis (rubber tree)
Lineage: Eukaryota; Viridiplantae; Streptophyta; Magnoliopsida; Malpighiales; Euphorbiaceae
Product: pentatricopeptide repeat-containing protein At1g03100, mitochondrial
Exons: 4
Coding region: 397-2760 (787 amino acids)
Molecular function (GO): protein binding
Source: RefSeq, a predicted model, not a curated record
CUUUCAAAUUAUACCUUGUCAAUUUGAUUUAGAUUCGUAAUUUUAUUGAAUCUAAACAGUAACCCUAACCGGCGGUCCUCAACCGUGGCCAUCUCGUGUGCCCGUCACUGAAUCCUGUUCUCUCAUUUAAGACGAAAAUAAAAGACCAUCUCAUGCUCUUUACCUCCUCUCUGCCAAUCUCUCACCAACGUCACCGGCCUUAAUUCUGUGGUGAUUGCCGCCGGAAACCACAAUCCACCAUCGGUACUUCUCUCUAAUUGGGAGAGCUUGAUUACUCAUAAUUUAUUGAUUUUAGUCUCCAACAUGUUCGAUGCCACUUUUCUCGGUGCGCUCGUGGGUUCCGUUUUGCUGAGAUUAUAAAGGAUUUCUAGUUGAUAAUUGUCUUUUGGAAAAACAAUGUUGUCUUUAAGGAACUUGAGACAUGGGAUCACUGCAGUUUCCCCUACAGUUUUUUUGCCCUUACUUGUCAACAAUGGAUACAAUGCCACUCAGAUUUUCAGACACCAGAUUAGAGUUUCUUCAAGUCACAGGCCUGUCUGUGAGUUCAUCAAUUCCUCUUUGAUCAACUUGUACUUGCCAAUUGUUAUUUUAGGAAUGUCGGAUGGCUUCUCUCGUCAAAUGCAUUCUUUAUCAACUUUUGGUGGAGCUAUCUUGGUCCAGGCUCGAGACCCAGCCAAACUAAGUAUGGAAAUAGAAAACGCUAUUGAUGAUAAUAGAUUUAAUGAUGCCUGGAAGCUGUUUGAACAGCAUAUGCAUAUGGAAGGAUUUCCACGAAAAUCCAUUGUAAAUAAACUUCUAGCAAGAUUUGCAGAAAGCAUUGAUGUUCAGUGGCUUGAGAAGGCUUAUGGCUUGGUGGAACAGGCUGUUGAGGAAAGUAAACAGAAUUUGUUGGAAAAAGAACCUCUGAUAUAUCUCUCCUUUGGUCUUGCUAAAUGUGGUUUAUCAGUUCCAGCAUCAACUAUUAUAAGAAGGUUGAUAGAAAUGGAACUAUAUCCUCCCGUGACUGCUUGGUCUGCAAUUUUGGCCCACAUGUCACAAACAGCUCCUGGAGCUUACCUUACUGCUGAGUUGAUCCUUGAGAUAGGUUACUUGUUCCAAGGUGGCAGGGUGGACCCGCGUAAGAAGAGCAAUGCACCUUUGAUUGCUAUGAAGCCUAAUACUACUUCUGUGAAUAUUGCUUUGGCUGGGUGUCUCUUGUUUGGGAAAACAAGGAAAGCUGAGCAGCUCCUUGAUAUGAUGCCUCACAUUCAUAUUAAAGUCGAUGCAACUUUGUUGAUAACAAUGGCACAUAUAUAUGAGAGGAAUGGGAGAAGAGAAGAACUCAAGAAGCUUAAGAGACAUGUAGAUGAAGCUUAUAGUUUAAGCGAUAUUCAAUUUCGGCAGUUCUAUACUUGUUUACUACAAUGCCAGUUGAAAUUUGGGGACCUUGAAUCUGCUUCCAACAUGGUUUUGAAAAUGCUUUGGAAAGCAAAGGAAGCACGCAACUCUUUUGCUGCAGCCACGCUUCUCAUUCAAGAUAACUGCGAGUCCUCUACAGGACAGUUUUCUCAGAAAAGUCUGAACCGCAGAGAACCAGAUGGCUUAAAGAAAAAUACAUCAAUUGGAGAUUGUAUGAUUUCUUAUAAAGAGUUCUUUAAAGAUCGAAACUUUUUGAAACUUGAAGCAGAGGCAAAGGAGCUACUUGGUGCUUUGUUAGGAAAGUUGCAGACACAAGUUGAAUUAAUUACAACUGAUCAUGGUAUUCUUCUGCCUACUGAUAAAAUUUAUGUGAAACUGAUCAAGGCAUAUUUAGAAUCUGGCAAGACUAAGGAGUUGGUUGCCUUUCUCAACAAGGCCGAGAAAGAAGAUUCCCCUGCUUCUAAUGAUGAUUCAGUCUUAGUUCAUGUCAUUAAUUCAUGCAUUUCACUUGGGUGGCUCGAUCAGGCACAUGACCUUCUUGAUGAGAUGCGUUUGGCCGGGGUUAGAACAAGUUCUUCUGUAUAUGCUUCCCUUUUAAAAUCCUAUUGUAAAGCUAGCAGAGCAGGAGAGGCUGCAUCACUUCUACGAGAUGCUCGUAGAGCAGGGAUCCAACUAGACUCAAGCUGCUAUGAGGCCUUGAUUGAAUCCCGAGUUCUGCAAAAAGAUACUCAUGGUGCCCUCCACCUGUUCAAGGAGGUGAAAGAUGCUAAAAUAAGUAGAGCUAGUCAUCAGGAAUUUGAGAUGUUGGUUAAGGGAUGUUCAGAGGGUGGUGAAACAGGGUUGAUGACAAAGCUCUUGCGGGAAAUCGAGGAUGGGCAGACAUUGGACUCUGGAGUUCAUGACUGGAAUAAUGUAAUCCAUUUUUUCUGUAGAAAGAAAUUGAUGAAAGAUGCAGAGAAGGCUUUGAAGAACAUGAGGAUCCUGGGGCAUGCUCCAAAUGCUCAGACUUUUCAUUCUAUGGUAACAGGCUAUGCUGCUAUUGGGGGGAAGUAUGUGGAGGUGACAGAGCUAUGGGGUGAAAUGAAAGCUCUUGCUUCAGCCACCUCAAUGUUGUUUGAUCAGGAACUCCUGGAUUCUGUACUUUAUACAUUUGUUAGAGGUGGAUUUUUUGUUCGGGCAAAUGAAGUUGUUGAUAUGAUGGAGAAAGGGAACAUGUUCAUUGACAAGUACAAGUAUCGAACCCUCUUCUUGAAGUACCAUAAAACACUUCAUAAGGGAAAAGCUCCCAAAUUCCAGACAGAAGCACAACUAAAAAAGAGAGAAGCAGCAUUAAGCUUCAAGAAGUGGGUGGGUUUGCAGUAAGGAAACUUUUCUUCCAUGUCCUGCCCAGAUGAAAAUUUUUAAGUGGUGUUUGGUAGAGGGGAGUGGCAUGCCAUUCCCAGUAAUGAGAUAAACUGGGAAAUCAUUUCUCAUGUUUGGCAGAAGGGUUAUAUUAUAUUCCCAGGAAUGUUGUACUCCCUGAAUUCUUGUAUUCCUACUCAAUAUAGGCAUGUGAUACCUGCCAAUCAGUUUGGGUAUCUUACUUUUCGCAUGGUAUAAUUCUAACAGAAGACAAAACUAACCCCUAUUAAUUCCUCUCAACAACUUUGCCUAUCUUCUAUGACUCUCAGCCAAGCCGCCUUGAUUGCUUAUUGUGGAAGGCAAUCUGGCAUCCACAAUCAAUGCUUGUUGCUUUCAAUUUUCUCAGCUGCCUCCAAAACCAGUAAAAUGGCGAUGCGUAGCAUCAUUGAGCUGUAUCUUAUUUCAGGCAUAUCCAUCUCUCUCUCUCUCUCUCUCUCUCACACACACACACAUUUCUUGUUUGAUUCUCGAGAAAAUAAAUUCAAUAGUUGCUUGUUUUUCUCUUUUUUCUUUUUUAUUUUAUAAUUUUUUUUCCUACUUGUGCUACUUAUAUUUGUGAUCUGCUUUUCCUAGUUCAAUUGAUGUAAGUGAUUGAAUUUGAAGUUUAGAGUUUGAAAUUUCAAAUUUAAUAUUGGGAAAGAUUAACUAUAUGGAUCUAUGGCUUUCUGGGGAUAGUUUCUGUGACAUGCAUUGUGAUGUUGAAUCUUGUAUAUGUUCAUUUGACUUGCACUAUGUAGACUGUAUCUCUGUGAUCUUCUACCAACAAAAGCCUUCCCAGUUCCCAUUAUCUCAAUAAUCUUCUUAAGCUAGUAUAAUCUCUUACCAACAAAUUAAUUCACUGAAAUAAUGCUUAUGAUUAUGGUUCUGAGUUUAUUCAUAAGCCUUUGUACUUAAUACUGUAAAGGUGUUUUUAUCAUAUUUAUUAUUUACACUUUUUGUUUAACAGAAACGACUUAUCUCCCUAUAUUGAGAAAGAAGAUGUUCAUUAUUCUGGUUUGCUCUCUUUCAUUAUUCUUCUUCUGUGGGGACCUUUUUAUCGCUGCAAAUACUAAUGGGAUGCCUGUUCUUGAUCUACUGUCAAGCUGCUAGUUUAUCUAAAGCGAAGUACAAAUAUUCAACUAUGAUAGGCUUCCUGAGAUGAGCUUUUUGGUGUAAGAUUGAAGUAACCUCACUUCUUACUGUGUAGAACAUCUAAGCUAAGAAUAAAGGAACCUCUGUCCAUAUCAGACAUUGUUUUAUAUUGAUCAGUGCAGAUGUUAUAAUAAGAUACUAAGGCUAUAGGAAAGCAGAUAAAAGAUGGAGUAAGAUUGAUGGGGUGUAGUGCUGAUCAGAGUAAAUGGCCUAUCCAUCUGGAGCAUGGAAGUGGGGCACUGUGGCACUACCUUGUCUUUGAUUCCUGGUAUCAAAUUAAGGAUACAUUUUUCAAGAUGAUAUUGUUGGACAUUAUUUUCUGAUAAUUGUUGACAACUCAUUUUCCCCCAUUGAUUCAGUUCAAAAACAAGAGUCUUCCUCAACCACAAUUGUUACGGCUAAAAGAUUGGUUCUCAAAAUAAAAUUAUAAAGUCCUUCAUAUAAAAGGAGACUUGAACCUUAUCUCUUCACCUUCUCAUAAGACCAGAAACAGCUCAACUCAUCACUUCCAUCCAAUCCAUUCUACUCAUUUUUAUUGCUAGUUCAUCCAUUCAUGUCUCUUUCUUAAAUCCAAAUUUAUGUAAAAAAAAAAAUCAUCUUUUCCAAUGGGGAAAUAGGAUACCAAGGCUAUAGGAAAGCAGAUAAAAGAUGAGUAAGAUUGAUGGGAUAUAGUGCUGAUCAGACUUCAGAGUAAAUGGCCUAUUCAUCUGGAGCAUGGAAAUGGUGCACUACCUUGUCCUUGAUGCCUGUUACCAAAUUAAGGGUACAUUUUUCAAGAUGACAUUGUUGGACAUUAUUUUCUGAUAAUUGUGGACAACUCAUUUUCCCCAAAGAUUCACUUCAAAAACAAGAGUCUUCCUCAACUGCAAUUAUUACGACUAAAAGAUUGGUUCUCAAAACACAGUUUAUAAAGUCCAGCAUAUAGAAGGAGAUUUAACCCUUAUCUCUUUACCUUCCCAUAUGGCCAUUUCAUUGCUUUGCCUCCAGGGCACACAGUUGAAAUUUUGUUUAGCCUACCAUCCGCGAAUGGAUGGGCAAAUGGAGGUCUUCUUGAGCUAUACCAUUGAAUCCUAUCUGCAUUUUUUCUCCUCGGAGCAGCCUAAGCUAUGGUUGAAGUGCUUGUGCUGGGCUGAGUAUUGGUACAACACCUCCUUCUAAGGUGCUGUCUGCCAAACACCAUUUGACCACCUCCCACCUCAGUUGUUUCUUGCAUGGAGAGACACAUGUUGAAUCCGUGGCCCAAAAUUUGGUUGAUUGUGAUGAAAUUUUCUGCCUGCUGCAAUUUAACCUCAACUGGGCACAACAACAGAUGAAAAAAAUUUGCUGAUAAGCACUGGAGGGAUGUCUAAUUUGAUAUCGGUGUCAAGGUGUUUCUUGAGCUUCGUCCCCACUGCCAACAGUCCAUGGCAUGACGAGCCAAUAAAAAAUUGGUAGUGAAAUAUUUUGGUCGUUUCGAGAUUGUGGGAAAAUAGUUGUUGUUGCUUACAAAUUGCGCCUGCACCAGCAUCCAAGGUACACCCUGUUUUUCAUGUUAAGAGAGUAAUUGGCAAUAUUCGGUGGUGACCACUCUUCCUAUAGAUUUGGUGGCUAAAGACACUCAUUGAGCCUGAAGCUAUUUGCCAAACCAGCACUGUCCAGAAAGAGGGCCCAUUUUAGCCCUGGGAUAAGGCUAGUUUUCCUUGGGAUGGCAACGGUGGGCAUGCAGUAGCUAGUCCAAACCGUAGGACCUUUCAAGUAUAUUCUAGAAGAGCAAAUGAAGGUAAUGACAGAGAGGAGGUUGUUAGUGGUGCCAGUGGCAUGUGAAGGGGUGCCAACAGCUGGAUGAGUAGGAGAGAGAGAAAAAGUAUAAAUAAAGGGGUGUGGAAACAGCUUUGGCAUGUCUUGAGAAUUCGGUUAAGUGUCUUCUUUGUAAAGAAGGGGUUCUUUUCCUUGUUGGGGGAAUCCUUUCCUGGUGGUUAGAGUCAGCCAAUUCUUUCCUUCUUUGUUCUUUUACGGUUAUCGUGUGGCAUUGUAAUUGAGAUAGUGAGAUAGUGAGAUGAGAUUUUUGUAUUGUUCAUUUAAAAAUUAAUAGCAAUUCUGUUCCAUCUUCUCAUCUA